Chlorocebus sabaeus (green monkey) is the source of this 2546-nucleotide messenger RNA. The record is from RefSeq and is a predicted model, not a curated record. NCBI's taxonomy places the organism in Eukaryota, Metazoa, Chordata, Mammalia, Primates, Cercopithecidae.
CAAUCCCCUGCCUCAGGGCACCUAUCCACUCAGGGAAUGAGGCCUCCUGGUUUCCAACCGCAGGGGCAGGAUCUCAGUCCUAGGGCUGAGGGGAACGGUGGUGGAAACCUGACUCUAGGCUUGCUCCCGGGCAGGGCUUCCCUGUGCCCUCCCGCCCCCAGCCAGCAGCCUGUGUCUUCUCAUUUACUGCCCAAGGCACCGCACUCUCCUUAUUUGAGGCCCCCAGGCCACUCCUGCCAGGCAGCCCACUCCUCCCAGGCUCCUCUCCAAACACAGUGCAACCUCAGCUGACGCGGGGCCCCAGGGCCGCUCUGCCUCCACUCCCGCCACACUCAGCCGUCCUCUCCGACACCCCUGGCCCCUCCCUACUUCCCAGCUUUCCUUCCAUAAGGCCGGUCGCUGUCCUGAGGCCCCCUUCUCCCAUCCUUCAAAAUCCAGUCCAUACGCCUGUGCCUCGGCCUCCCUGAAACGCCCCAUAGCUGUGGCUGUUCCCCUAACCCAGGCCACAGCCCUGUGUCUCUCCUGUGGCCUGGAUAACCGAGGCCUGCAGCGCACCCCAAUUCCCACGUUUCCAAGAAAACCAUCUUCUUAUUCGGGCUCUCCUCUCUCCUCCUGCUUCCUGCCUCGCUGAGUUCGUGAACAAAUGAACGAACCUGCCCUACUCGGGAAAGAUUCCGCCUGGCGGGGGCCUGUGAGGGGCCCUUCCUGAGGACAGCGCCACCCGCCGCUUCCGUCCCUCUCCCCACCGCAGCCCGGCACGGAGAAAGCGCUGAGUCACGUUCCGGGCAUGCGGCCCCCGGGGAGCCAAGCCUCAGGGGCGCGCCUGGGCCUGUGGGGGCUCCUGGGCCUGCUGGGGCAGCGCCUGGGCCCGCGAUGGGGGUCGCCUGCACCCGCUCCGGCUGCCCAGCGCAGCCCCCGCAUCAUCCCAGGUUGCCUGGAGCCACAGGCUGGGCAGCAGCGGGUGCCAGCGGCUAACGCCACCGCGGCUUGUCAGCCGAAACCCCCUUCCGGACUGGUUCAGAGGAAUGGGGAAUGGGGGGCGCGAGAUGCCCCCAGCAGGCUGUCCCGACCCCUGAUUUCCUGCCCAACCCCCAGGUCGGGUUCCCGGGGGGCCUCUGGAUGCCCCCUCGUUGUUUGCUUCCCCUCCGUCUCCACGGUCCCUCCCUCUUCAGCGCCCCCUCCUGCCCCCGUUCUGUCCCCACCCAUGCCCCCGGCCCCUAGGACUUUCCCUUCCCCUGCACCCUGGAUCUUCUUAGAGGUUCCAGCUGCCCGAGCGCGGUGGAGGCCAAGGGUGGAGUGGGGCGCCCCCUCGCGGCCCGGCCCGGGCUCGCCUCACCUCCCCGCCUGCCGAAGCCCUCCCGGAGUACUCCGGGUUCAACCCCUGAGCACGGCGGUAGGAGAGCGCCCCCCUGCGGCACAGCCACGUCCACGAAACCCCUCCUGGGGUUCUGGAAAGCGGAGGCCUCCGGCCAGGAAGUCUUCCUGCGGUGGGGUCUGCAGAACCAGUAGAAUCCCUCCUGGGGCCACCACGUUCCUGGCACCAUUCUGAGCCUUUGUAAUGCUAAUCUCCUGUCGUGAGUGCCUCGGGAGGGUUGGGGGGCUGUAAUAUUGUUGUCCGUGCAGAAGGAAAGACCGAGGUGCAGAGAGAUGUCUAGAAGGUGCUAGAAAGUGACUAUCCAGCCCUGGUAUCACUGCCUGGUGAUUUCGUUUCAUUCAUCUUCACGAAUGGCCUCACCGGGUGAGUCCAGGGGCCAGGAGGCUCAAGAUGCUGUCAAUGACUCGGGACUGUUUGGGGGCAGAUAAGAGGAGGUGAGGGGUUCUGCAGGUUCUGGAUAAAUUGAUCAGAACUCAGAACACAUUUCUAAGCAGUGAUCAUUAGCUGCAGAAGCUGAUUUUGUUCCUAACAUACUCCAACUACAGCUGGAAAGGCCAGGGAAGAACCGGAGUGGGCACCGGCUAACAUUUCUUGAGCGCCUACUAGGUACCAGGCCCUUUAUAUGCGCCAUGUCACUUAAUUUACCUCAAAUCCAAGGGGCCUUUGUGGCGUGUUAUUCAGAAGUCACAGGGCUAAUCGGGGCAGGGCUGGGAUCAGACUGGGCCUGUCUGGCCUCUCACCUGGGUUAUUUUUCCUCCACUUGGCGGUUCAUAGCACCAGCUGUGAUUUGGACAGAAAUCAGCUGCCAUGUGCAACAUUCUCCCAUGGGAACGUGUGUCCACAGCACCUAUCUCAGGGCCCAAAUCCCUCCUGCCCCACAGCCCUCUCCUGGGACCUGCCUUGGAUAAGAUGAGAAAUUGGGAUGGGAGGUGUGGGAGCGGGGCAGGGUGUGCAGGUCUCUGGCCAGAGAAGCGUGAAGGGAUACAGAUUCCUCCCAACACAUCUCCUGGCCUAGGUGUUUCUGCUGCCCACAAGUAGGUUGCUGUGAUUCUCAGGUCAGAGAGGCUCUCAGUUGCCUCAAAAGCUGCACCCUCGGCUGGGCAUGGUGGCUCACACUUGUAAUUCCAACACUUUGGGAGGCCAAGUCAGGUAGAUCACCUGAGGUCAGAAG